This is a messenger RNA of Onychostoma macrolepis, 3421 nucleotides long. RefSeq names its product Kv channel interacting protein 1 a (gene kcnip1a). Bases 778 to 1455 code for a protein of 225 amino acids. Gene Ontology annotation, cellular component: voltage-gated potassium channel complex. Lineage: Eukaryota; Metazoa; Chordata; Actinopteri; Cypriniformes; Cyprinidae. Gene Ontology annotation, biological process: regulation of potassium ion transmembrane transport. Gene Ontology annotation, molecular function: calcium ion binding; potassium channel regulator activity; transmembrane transporter binding. The transcript has 8 exons. The record is from RefSeq and is a predicted model, not a curated record.
UUAUUUAUUUAUUUUUACAGUGCAGUAUACAUAUGUAUCAUUUUAGUGGUGUAGCUGUAGUAAUAUUCUUCAUCCAUGCAAUACCUUGAUUUAGAAGGGCAGAGUAUGUAAGAGAGAGGGAGGAGAUACGAUAGAGAAAAUGCGUACAGUAAUACAGAGCCGUCUUGCCUCGGAGGAAAACGUCCACACACAGCAUUGCUGGAGGUAAAACGGUGCUCUGCAGCACAAAGAGAGAGAGAGAGAGAGAGAGAGAGAGAGGGUGGGAAUAAAAGCGGAUGAAAUCAGGCUGUGCGUCAGUUUGCAGCUGAUCAUCACUCUUCAUCAGAGGGAAUCUGACAUUCUUUAAUUUAUCAUUCUCUUCUUUCCUGUCCUUCUUGCACUUUUUCUUUGGAGAAGCGAGGACACAAAGUUCCUGUUUUUUUUUUUUUUUCAAAGUUGGACUUUUAUGGAGUCUUUUCACAGUGUUUCAUUGACUGGCUCCUUCAUUGAUUUCUGUGCAUCCUUUAUGUGAGCGGAAACAGAGCUCUCUGGAGAAAGAACAGGAUUUCACCCUGUAGAAACCAAUCAAACACUUUUCUCAUCUGUAGCUUCCUUUCGGUCGAGUUUGUGGAUGUAACUUUUGUUCCCUUGCAGCUGAUUCUCUAAGGUCCUGGAUUUUGGUUCUCCUUCCUGAUGGUCCCAUUUUACUCUCUUCCUUGACUGUCUGAUCGGUUGUUCAGCUGAAUAUUGGUUGAACUGGUUUGGACUUACCAGCUUGCACCAAGUGACAUUGUGAGGAUGUCCGGCUGUGCCAGGCGCUGCAAACACGGGUUAGUGAAGUUUGCUCUGUCUGUGAGCAAACUGGUGACGGGAACACUCAUUAAAGAUAGGGUGGAUGAUGAUCUAGAGCUGUCUGUGGUGUGCCACCGUCCCGAGGGUUUGGAGCAGCUGGAGGCUCAGACAAACUUCAACAAGAAAGAGCUGCAAGUGCUCUACAGAGGCUUUAAAAACGAGUGUCCCAGCGGUGUGGUCAACGAGGAGACGUUCAAACAGAUCUACUCGCAGUUCUUUCCUCACGGCGACGCCAGCACAUACGCACAUUACCUGUUCAACGCCUUCGACUCUUCCCACAGUGGAUCCAUCAAAUUCGAGGACUUUGUAACGGCUCUCUCCAUCUUGUUGAGAGGAACAACAACAGAGAAGUUAGAGUGGACCUUCAACCUGUACGACAUUAACAAAGACGGUUACAUUACUAAAGAGGAGAUGACUGAUAUAGUGAAAGCCAUAUAUGACAUGAUGGGCCGCUUCACGUAUCCCGCUAUGAAGACAGACACUCCCAAACAGCACGUGGAUGCUUUCUUUCAGAAAAUGGAUAAGAACAGAGAUGGAGUUGUCACUCUUGAUGAGUUUAUUUUCUCCUGUCAAGAGGAUGAAAACAUCAUGAGAUCAUUGCAGCUCUUUGAGAACGUGAUAUAGAGCUCCAGGAAGAAAGAAACCAAUGAACUGUUGAAUCUGAUCAAAAAAAGGAGGAAUAACUUUUACCCCAAUCACCAUGGUUACAGUUUGACAUCUCCGUGUUACCAUGGCAAUGUGCCGACCGUUUGAUGUACAUCCCGGGAAACCUGUGUCCUUUAAACCCCGGUGUUUGACCUCGUUCUGUUGCAGAUGUGAGAUUUAUAUGUCUAUAACCAAAAAAGGUACUAGUUAAAGAGCAUGUGAGUAAUUGUGUGUCAAAGGCCCAGCGGGUUUCCAAGAGGUCCUGUAGAAGCCGGUUGAACUCUUUCCAUGGGACUGAAUUUACUGUGAGGGAUCUGAAAAUACAUCACUGAUAUGUGGUGCGUUUUAAUCUAUUUGUGGUGGAUUGUGGGUAAAUUUUUCCAGAACAACAUCCGAUACACUCGACUGUGAUAGUUCUCCAGCUAUUGUGCUACAGAUAUUCAUCCUAAGACCAUUUUUCUGUGCCUGUCAUUUAGGUAGAAAUGCUAAUCCAGUAAUAUAACCAAUGGUUUUCUCAUGAUCCGACCCAUCAGCAGUCAUUUAAAUCAAGCGUAGCGUUAGUUCUGGCAGGUCACGUUAGUCAAGCUUGCAUCAGCUGACUCUCAGCUGAUCCCCAUCUACCUAUAGGAAUACGACACCUAUCUAAGCAUCCAUAUAUAAGGUCGUCAGUAUUAUCAGCAGUUUUUCGCAUUGCUCAAUAGCUAAUUACCCUCCUCCAUCCCCAACUCCUCCUCUGUCAGUCAGGAUCCAGCCUUCUGAUUCUCUUUUGAAUCAGACAAAUUCAAAAUGUGUACAUAAAAUUACUGAACUUUAACAAAUCUGCAAUACUUUUGUUGGUUCUGUUCUGUUUACCCUGGGGGGUUAUCGCUGCUCUCCCUGCUCUCAUCCAUGCUAGGCUGCAUGGAUGCACAGGGAGCUCUUGCCCAGAACACAACCAUACCACCAAACCAAACUAUAUGCUAAUUGUCAAUCAUCUUUGACGAUAGAGGUCCUGACAGAACCAGCUUUGCAGAAGUUGCUUGUCUGCUGUGUUUGUUUUUGACAGUAUUUGUCUUGUGCUGGUGCGUCUUGUCAUUCUGACCAUCACUGCUUGCUGUUCAUGUCCAUUAUUAGUGAUAGUCUGUAUUUGUCACUCGUCUCUUAUUGGCUUGUGAUCGCUCUUAGCUCCGCCUACUUGAAUAUCUGCUUUCUGAUUGGUCUGUUUGUCUGUCAGUCAGUGUCAUCGGGACAAGAUCUGAUAUUUCACCCCAGUAUCCUCAUUAUGUGGUUUUCAUUAAUGAAGUAGAGUGAUUUUAUUUAAAUAUGCAUACAUUAAAGACAGCAAAUGUCUUAUUUCUAAUGAUUUUGGGGUGAAAUGUGACACAUUGGCUUCUAUGCAGAUGGCAGGUGCCGUAGCAAACUUUAGCAGUCUUUAGCAGUCAUAGUUGUCUUUGUUUGUGUUUAACUAAUAUAAAAGCAUUUUUUGUUUUAUUGUGUGAAAGCUGUGAAAUGCCAAAACUUAGUACUGUUUUAUGCAGCCAUAAUGCCACCUUACUGUGACAUAAUUCAAGAGAGCAAAAAAAUAAAUAAAUAAAAAUAAUAAUGAAUAAUGAAAUUAAUUAAAAUACAGCAAUUAAAAGAUUUAUAUAACUCUUUGACUUGUCUAGACAAACACAACUCAACAUUAAUGACAUUCACAAUUCAAUUGCUUCGAAAUCUAACGUAUAUCUGAAUGAAACUGAAUAUUAGAUGUGGCCUAAUGGUUAGAGAGUUGAACUUGUAACCCAAAGGUGGCAGGUUCAGUUCUCAACAUUGGAUCUGAGUUGAGAAAAUAUGUUUUAAAAAAUUAUAUAGAUGUGUAUGAAGAGUUUAUUUGCAAAAACAGAUAACUCAAAAAUCAUGAAAAUUAAAAAAUCAUGUUUUUUAUUAUGUUAUCAGGUUUUUGUGUUAGUUAGCUGCAUUUUUU